Paramecium pentaurelia is the source of this 1161-nucleotide messenger RNA. The record is from the annotation of a GenBank genome assembly. Lineage: Eukaryota; Ciliophora; Oligohymenophorea; Peniculida; Parameciidae.
UAUGUCGGCGGCUCCAUCAAGAAAUUCAAAAAGAAGUUCUUCUUCAUUAUAUUUCUUUAGAUUACACAAGUACAACUAAUCAAGGUCUUCCAGGUCCAGCAAGUUAUGAACCUAAAAUGGAAGUUUCACAUGUAAACGCACCAAAAUGGACAAUGAGUGGAACUAACUCUAGAGAAAUCCCCAUCAUUAAAAACCUUCCAGGUCCAGGAUAAUAUGACAUUAGAUUACCAGAAUCUUAAAGAAAGACUUUAAUUUAUGGAAAAGCUUAUUAAAUAGAUAAGGAAUCAUAAUAAAAGCCUGGUCCAGGAACCUACAAAGUUGAAAUCUCAUAACUCUCAAGAACAGGAUUCAAAAUUGGAAGCGAAAAAAGGUAUAAGGAUGAAAAAAAACUAUCACCAGGACCUGGGGAUUAUCAUAUAAUAAUGAAAAAUCAUGUUACUUCAUAUAUAAUUGGAUAAUAGACAAGAUCAGGAAAAAUAUAUAGUAAUCAUGUAGGUCCUGGACAAUAUGAAAUUCCAUCUUUAUUAAGAACUGAUGGAGGAUUUAAAAUGGUUCCUCGUAGAGAAAAAACUAUAUCAAUGAUUACACCUGGUCCUGAUGCAUAUGAAUAACUAAGACAAGAAAGAGUAAAGUCAUUUAAAAUUGGGACUAGCAAAAGAGAGGGGAUUUUUUAAAAGUCAACUUCUCCAGGUCCUGCAAAUUAUGAUGUCUAAACAAUCAAAGAAAGUGUAGGAUAUACAAUAGGCAAAGGAUAAAGAUAAGAUACGAAACUUGAUGUACUGCCAGGACCAGGAAGUUAUAAGCCUAAUAAACCUAGCAAUGCACCUAAAUACUCAAUCUAUUAGAGAUAUAGAGAGAAGACUGAUAAUUCAGGUCCUGGACCAUAAUCAUAUACAAUAGGUGAUUUUAGAGAAACAAAAAGCAUUAUAUUUGGACAAGCUAAAAGAGAUAGUUACAAUAAGAUAUAGAUACCUGUAUAUAAUAAUAUAUGAUGAAUUAUAGGGACCAGGAGAAUAUGAUACAGAUCUAAAAGUAAAGAAACCUUAAGUAAGUAUUGUAUUUGGAAGAGAGAAGAGAUCUCAUAGUUGUUCUGAAAAUACAAAAUUGCCUGGACCAGGUGCAUAUGAUAUAACAUCCACUUUUUUUGUUAAAAAGAAAUGA